ACAAAAAAAAACAACAAAAUACAAUCAUUUCUCACUUUGAUAAUACAAUCCAUUCGACGCUUCUUUUCUAUCGAUCAUGUCCCGUUAUCCACCGCUGGUCACCAAAAAAGAAAUCAUCUACCGGCGUUUUAUUGAUGAUCAUAAUGAACGUUUCGACAAUAUCGUGAGAAACCCUACAUCAUAUCCUCCAAGAGCUCCAAAACCAGAACGUCCGCAAAAUUUGGUUGUAAGUCACAACUAUCACUCUGACGUGGAAGCUGAGUACCAACUCUCAAAAAUCAACAAAAAGUUGGAUCGUAUUAUUGAAAUUCUUCGGAGCCCAUCGACCAAGAAAACUUCCCAAGAGCCUCCAAUCAUUGACGUCGCACGCCAGGAGCAAACACGUCAAUACAAGGAUAUUUGCGAUAGGCUCGACAAAUUGGAGGCUGAGUUAACUGGUAAAACUCAGUUUGUUGCGCCUCUCCAAAAUGAAAUUUCAUUAUUGACAAAUAAAGUUCACGAAUUGGCCCAAAUACAAGAGGGUUUAAGAGUGAAGCUAGUUUCGAGCAACAUUGCAGGAGAAGACAUCGAUGAACUUUUGAAAGUCAUCAAUGAGACCAGAAGAGAUAUGGAAGAGAAAAUUGGGAAUAUCAAGCAACUGAGUGACGGAAAUUACAUUCACCUGGAAGAUAAACUUGAUGGAUAUCUUCGCAACCAGCAUGGCAUUCAACUCCAGGUAGACCAUCUAAUGCAGCUUCUGACUCAUAGCUCUCGUCCGGCAUCUGCUAUUGGCUCAAGACCCGGUUCAGCUGCGGAAAAGAUGAGUAGUGUUUCCCGCUCAUCGUCAAAAAGUUCAAACUUGAAAGCCAACCUUGUCAUGCCAACUCGUCGUUCUCCACCACCGAAAACCCCAAGUGAAGCUAGCUACGCAUCGACUCGCCCAAAAACUGAGCGUUCGUCAUCUCACAAAUCGGCAAGCACGGUCACAUCAUCUGCAACUAUCACAACAUUGGACAGUGCCAAAAGAAAGCCUCUCGCAAAAAAUGCUUCACCAAAGCCACCAAGAAGUCCGGUGUUAGAAGUUUUGGAAAGAACAAAAAGUAUUGAAACUAUGAAUGAAAUUCACACUUCUCAAAAGCUCGACGAAUUGGCCAUCGAAACAUCAUCUUCUGGCAGUUACAUCGCUCCUCUACCCAUCAACGGACGUCGUGAUUCUCAACCAGCUAACAUUUUGCUAACGCAGAAAUAUUAGGAUAUUAAAUAAUGAUUGUUUUUUGCAAAUGCUUUGGGAUAUGGGGUAUUUCAAUCAAUUUUUCUAACCUCCGAUAACUUUAUUUUUUGUCGUCACAACUAUAUAUUGACGCAUGCUAGCUUCACAUUAUACACAUGAAUUGUCAUCAUUGCAUAGCUACCGUAAUAUUGAAUUCUAAUUUUAAAGCUAAUGAAGAAAAUCAAACGACGCGUUAAAUGAAA
Messenger RNA from Caenorhabditis elegans, 1452 nucleotides. RefSeq names its product AIP3 domain-containing protein (gene C14F11.4). Bases 77 to 1231 code for a protein of 384 amino acids. The transcript has 9 exons. The record is from RefSeq and is marked reviewed. Lineage: Eukaryota; Metazoa; Nematoda; Chromadorea; Rhabditida; Rhabditidae.